Messenger RNA from Colletotrichum truncatum, 2628 nucleotides. RefSeq names its product high affinity camp. Lineage: Eukaryota; Fungi; Ascomycota; Sordariomycetes; Glomerellales; Glomerellaceae. The record is from RefSeq and is a predicted model, not a curated record. Gene Ontology annotation, molecular function: 3',5'-cyclic-AMP phosphodiesterase activity; 3',5'-cyclic-GMP phosphodiesterase activity. Gene Ontology annotation, biological process: cGMP catabolic process.
AUGGACAAUGCCACUUGCCAUGUCGUCUAUGUGAACCGCCAGGUUCGCCAGGACAGGCUCAUCCGUAACGAUGCCAACCACACCCACUUGUUAAACGGGGUCGCUCCCGACGGAGAGAUUGAAGAUGUUCAGAAAGACGCCGCUCUUUUGCUGGAUACAUUCGGAGAAGUCUAUCUGUGUUCCACAGGUUCAGCGUGCCUUUCGACGCUUUUCCAACUUUCGGACGAGUCCAUGAUGGACCUUGUUCCGACUCUUGUUUUAAUCGACGUACCCUACGACGAGCAAUUACCAAAGGUCCGGUCGACCUCUAGAUCACCUUCACCACACUCACGCCCAACUACUGCAGAUGUUGACAUCCAUACCCCGGAAGAGGAGGUUUACGGUCUCAAGUUGCUGCAGAGAAUCAUGACCGAAGCUCACCUGCGUAGCAUAUCCAAGCUUAUCGUUCCUGUUCCCAUCGUGAGCUUCGCUUCCUUUGAGGUUGCACAAGCAAAUGGUGGAAUCAUCGGGAACUCACAAACAAAAUCCUCACCAGCAGUGGACCGUCGAUUGAUCAUCCGAUGCCUCGAUCUAGGUGCUAUCGACGUCAUAAUCAGCCCUUUGCACGCCAAGUGCAUCACAAGCCUUGAAAUCCAUGCUUAUCGUGCGCAUAAAGAGGCAGCAAAAGAGCAGCAGGAAAUGCUGGAAGUACGGAGGGGAAGAAAACGCUCUUGGGUCGGCGUCAAUGAGGAAAAACCGUUUGCAUAUCUUAGGGAAGCUAUGGUAUCCGGACUAAUGAGGGGCAUUUGUCGGUCCGGCGCGGACUCGGACGACGAUCGGAUUUCUAACGUCAGCAUCGCUGUCUCCACAGAUCGCCAAGCCGCCGUCGCUGCCGCUGUAGGCAAGUGGCACUUUUGUGCCCACAGUUUCACCGACGACGAGUUGCUUGUGGCGGCCAUGAUUAUGUUCAAGCAUGCGUUGACCAUGCCAGAGUUGGAUCGUUGGCGGAUACCGACAGAUCAACUCAUCAGUUUCUUGGUUGCCUGUAGAGCUGCGUACAAUAGUUUUGUACCAUAUCACAACUUCAGACAUGUCGUGGAUGUCCUGCAGGCCACCUUCCACUUCUUGGUCCGCAUCGGCACUCUGGCGCCAUAUCCCCCUGACCCACUGGGAUACGAUGAACUCCCCGAGAAGUCGCCCGUAGCAACCUUGCUGCAUCCUUUUGAGGGCUUGACCCUUCUCAUCACGGCGAUAGGCCAUGAUGUUGGGCAUCCUGGCGUGAACAAUGGGUUUCUUGUUACCCUUAAUGCCCCGUUAGCACAACUAUACAACGACCGCUCUGUUCUCGAGUCAUUCCACUGCGCGGCAUACUCCCAAAUCCUUCGACGGUAUUGGCCCAGCGCAUUCGAAGAUACCAAAAUGCGGAAUCUGAUGAUUAGUUCCAUCCUCGCUACGGAUAUGGGCCUUCACUUUGAUUACAUGAAAAAGCUCGGAGACACUCAGGAGAAGCUGGAUGCUAGCAACACAACCGACGGAUGGAAUGGUCGGAUGCUUGAGGAGCAAAAGGCAUUGGCAUGUUCAUUGCUCAUUAAAUGCGCUGACAUUAGUAAUGUGGCGAGAAAACACGAAACUGCGUUGAAAUGGAUGCACAUCCUUUCGGACGAAUUCUCUCGCCAGGCUUCAAUGGAAAGCGAACUAGACAUCGCGUCCUCUCUCCUUGCGCCUCCGAAGAAGGAUCUGAUGUCGCUUUCCAAAGCUCAGUUGAGCUUCAUGAACAUGUUUGCCAUCCCCCUGUUCCAAGGAGUGGCAGACAUCCUUCCAGCAAUGAAGUACACGGUCGACGAGCUUGAGAUCAAUAAGAGUCUAUUUGAGCAGCGCAUCCGAGACGAGCAAGCGAAGGAAGACCCCAUUCGCAAGCGACUUCUCCGCGACGGGACAUUCUCACCGCGAACCAUGAGUUUCGUGUCAGGCUCAGAAAGUCAGAAGGAGUCUGCUACCCCACGGGUGACAACGCCCAUGGCAGAAAUCGCAACACCGCCGUCGCUGAUGGACGAAACAAGUACAGAGGACAAGGGGCUGUCCCCUGAGCCGGCCGACCCGGUAAACAGGCCAAUGCACGUGCCAAAUACCUCUGACGACUACAAGGAAGUAAACGGGAUUGUGACAUCGUUUGACUCGGUGGCAGACUUUGCAGCCAGUGAUCCCUUCCACUGUAGGGAUAGGGCGAGCAGUUCUCCCGACAACCACCAUGGCCAUAACGGCAAGCAGCGAUGCAGUGAGACAACCGAUGGAAGCACAACUGGUCCCUACACCGGAGACUGGGCUUCGCAGGCCACCAGCGCUACCACAGGCAAGAUGCCUCUUUCUCCCAGCACUCAAGGCACUAGCAUUGUCAGCAGAGAGUCAACCGAGCAUUUGCCUGGGGUGCCCAUAAUCUCAGAGCCCAAGCCUUUCAACGACAACAAGCAGGAGCCCCCGAUGCUGGAUCAAGAAGCGAAUGGCUCUCAUCUAUCACACGGUAGCUACAAGGCUGACGGAGGCAAGGUGGUGAAGAAGAAAUCGAGCAGGUUCCGAAUGAACGCAUUCCAAUUCUUCCGACGGAACAGAGCGUCAAGCCCUUCCAUGUCGGCGGCCGACACUGCUGGCUGA